This is a messenger RNA of Pelecanus crispus (Dalmatian pelican), 942 nucleotides long. Lineage: Eukaryota; Metazoa; Chordata; Aves; Pelecaniformes; Pelecanidae. The record is from RefSeq and is a predicted model, not a curated record.
AUGUCCUACCCAAAUCACUCCAGUCCCUCAUCCUUCAUCCUGACAGGCAUCCCUGGCCUGGAGGAUGCUCAGUUCUGGAUUGCCUUCCCAUUCUGCACCAUGUACAUCAUGGCAGUGCUGGGGAACAUCACACUCCUCCUAGCGAUUAGGAGACCAAGCCUGCACCUGCCCAUGUUUUACUUCCUCUCCAUACUGGCUGCCACUGACCUCACGCUCACCACUUUCACCAUUCCCAAACGCCUGAGCAUCUUCUGGUUCUGCUCCCACGACAUCAACUUUGAGGGCUCUGUGGCCCAGAUGUUCUUCAUCCACAGCUUUUCCAUAAUGGAGUCAGGGGUCCUGCUCGCCAUGGCCUUUGACCAAUACUUGGCCAUCUUCAAGCCUCUGUGCUACUCUGCCAUCCAGACUGACCCCACCAUUGCCAAGCUGGUUUUAGCUGCUGCAGUGUGUGGCAUCGCCACCAAGCCUUUGAUGUGCAUCGUGACCAGCCUGUCCCACCGUGGCCCCCGUGUCAUUCCCCACUCCUACCGUGAGCAAUCUGUGGUGAAGCUGGCCUGUGGGGACACCCAGCUCAACAGCGUCUAUAGGAUCAUGGCUGCCACUGUCAGGGCGGGCUCAGUCUCCAUCCUUAUUGCUGUCUUCUGCUUGUUGAUCCUGAGGGAGGUCAUAGGUCUCUCCUCCAGAGAGACUCUUCUGAAGUCCUUUGGCACCUUUGGCUCCCCCAUAGGUGUCAUCCUGCUCUUCUACAUGCCUGGGCUCUUCUCCUUCUACACUCAGCACUUGGGCCAGAGGAUCUCUGUGCACCUCCACAUCCUGACAGCUGACCUCUACCUGCUGGUGCCUCCAAGGCUCAACCCACUCAUCUACAGAAUGAGGACCAAGCCUAUCCGGGAGUGGGUGCUGAGCUUGCUCUGGCAGAAAGGGAUCCAGCCCAGGUCCUGA